Psilocybe cubensis is the source of this 336-nucleotide messenger RNA. RefSeq lists its product as uncharacterized. The transcript has 3 exons. Bases 1 to 336 code for a protein of 111 amino acids. NCBI's taxonomy places the organism in Eukaryota, Fungi, Basidiomycota, Agaricomycetes, Agaricales, Agrocybaceae. The record is from RefSeq and is a predicted model, not a curated record.
AUGCGUUUCUCUCUUAACGUCCUUGCCCUUUCCGCUCUCCUCUUCAGCUCCUCUGUGCUAGCUUACGAGCAUAACAUUGACGCCAUCGUCGCGCGCCACGAACUCGACAAUGAGCUCGAAGCGCGUGGGAUGCGCACAGAGUUCGAGACGCGUGCGCUGCUCGUCGCGCGCGCGCCACCCAACGGAGACUGCUCCACGGGUCUCCCACAGCCCAACGUCAGCGGCCCGCAAUGCGCACAGAUGCACGGCUAUGGAUGGAAGUUCAACGGGAGGUGUUAUGGACCCAGGCAAAUGAUCCUGCAGGGGAACACAGUGAAAGGGUUUUGCUACUUCUAA